UAUUCUGUGGUGGGUUUUUAACCUAUGAAAGCAAGUUGUAUUUUGUAAAUAAACAAAGAUCCUAUUAUAAAAGUUGAUAUUUCCUUUUUUUAAAAUGAUUACUAGAAGCUAAUAUAAAAGUGCAAUGUUGAGAACUGUAGGUUCAACUACAAAAUUCGGCUUAAAUACUGAGGUUGUAUUUACAAAACAUCAGCGCUCAUUAAUACGACUGCAAAGUUACUCUCAAACUAGAAAAAUAGUCUCAAAACCCACAUCUUCUGAAGUGUUAACCUGCUAUUUACAACAGUGUAAUGAACCUCCGUGGACUUCAUACUUUGUUAAAUACAGCAGUAUAGUCGACGAUCAGUGGGGCCGUUCGCAUUUUAAUUGGAAAGUUGCCAAUUCAAAUUAUCACAUUUUAAGGACGGGAUGUUUUCCAUACAUAAAGUAUCAUUGCUCCAAACGUAGAGAACAAGACCUAAGAGUUGAAGAUUUGUUCUUUAGAUUUAUAAAGGUGUUUAAUUUAGGUAUACCUUGUUUACUGUAUGGAAUUGCGGCUAUAAUGAUGAUACGACACAUUGAGGUUGUACACACACCAAAAGGUCCGGUAAAUAUAUACUUUCUGUACAAGGAAGAUAAAGGAAGUCCCUACUGAUUGAAAGGAUAGCUUUGUCCUAUAAAUUAUAGUGAGAGAUUAAAUAUACUGUGUAUUAUGUGUGCC
Photinus pyralis (common eastern firefly) is the source of this 700-nucleotide messenger RNA. RefSeq lists its product as uncharacterized. Bases 125 to 634 code for a protein of 169 amino acids. The transcript is spliced from 3 exons. Lineage: Eukaryota; Metazoa; Arthropoda; Insecta; Coleoptera; Lampyridae. The record is from RefSeq and is a predicted model, not a curated record.